GAGCAGAAAGGCAACUGCAUCCCAACUUCUGGGCGAGAGCCGGGAGGGCUGUUCCGGACUUUACCUGAGAUCCAUGCUCAGUGGCAUUAGCGAGCCUGGGAGUAAAAGUCUUGCGGUCCCCGAGAUUAUAAGAACGUAUACGGAUAGAUGCUAAAUAUUAGAUGGAAGAAGAGAACAGACUAAACAGCAUGAAAAUACAGAGGGGCAUUUUGUUGCCAGAUGACCAAAUAACAGUAUUACAUCAGCAGAUGAUGGAAAAGUGUGCAUCCUAUCGGCAGAAAUUGCAAAGUUCCCAUGAAGCACAACAACAUCAGGCAAUACUUGUUCGAAAGCUGCAGGCAAAGGUUUUGAAAUAUCGAAAUUGGUGCAAAGAAUUAGAAAAUCGUCUGGAAUCCAACAGUGAUUCUCAUCUACAUCUACGGGAUCACAAAGUGGAACAGAAUCUAGAAAAUGUUUUGGUUCAUUUGGAAGAAGAACAACAGAGAUGUGAGAAUUUGGGUAGAGUUAAUAUCUUGCUUCGGAAACACUUGGACAAAGCCAAUGAAGUGAAUGGGGCACUCCAGGAAGAUAUCAAUAAAUUGACAGAUGAUUGGACAAGAGCCAAAACUGAAUUAGAGCACAAAGAGAGUGACUGGCGCAAAGAACGGGAGCUGUUUGAACACUAUAGGCAAUCUGAACAUGAUCGUAUCCUUGGCAUUUGGCGGCAAGUGGUGACAUUACGUCGGCAUUUUUUGGAAAUGAAGACUGCAACGGACAGGGAUCUGUCUGAAAUAAAAGCUGACCAAGUGAGGCUUUACGGCUCUGUAUUGAUCAAUUGUUUCCAUGUGAGCUCGCAUGCACAGUUUUGGGAGACCAAAAAUUUGGAACAGUCAGUCCUAAGAUGCCAGCUGCAGGAACGGCAACAACUUGGUAAAAAAUUGGAGAAAAUAGAUGUGGAGAAAGAAAAAUACCAGCAAGCAAAAAAAAUUAUAACAUUACAGGUCAAAGGGGAUUUUUCAGAGAAAGAUCUUCAGAGCAGAGUGCUGGAGUUGACUGCUUUGCUUGAAGAGUCUCAUCUACAGAAUGAAGAUAAGGAGAAGACGGUGAAGGCUCUAAGAGAGAUGGUGGAAAUUCUGAAAGCUAAUAAUUUGAAGAUAGAUUGUGACCAAAAACCAAGCAAAGAUAUCAGUGAAGAGAUAUUUUCUCUGCAACAUGUAUUGACAGAAAUUACCCAGGCACUUAUUAGUGAGAAUGAUGCAACAACUGGCAUCAGGCAAGUUGAAAAGUUUGCUGACCCUUGUGGUAUCAUGGAACUGAAUACUGGUGAUUCAGAUGUGACCCUCCUUCUUUUACGUGAUGUGCUUGCUGGGAGAAGAAAUCAAGUAGAGCAAUUGAGGCAACAGCUAUUGGAAAGUCAAGAUUCUGCCACUGCUUUGGAAAAGCAACAAAAGCAGCAGGAAGAGCAGUGCAGCUUCCUAAGAGAUAAGGUAGAAAGAUUAGAAGGAGAACGAGACACAUAUGCAAGCCAGCUUCAGCAUUUACAAUCUGUACUGGAGACUUACCGUAGUGACCAUGAAACCCUGGACAAAUCUAGAAUGGAACUGCAGCAACAGCUGGAAAUUUUGGAACAGGAGGCCCAGCAUUUACGCCAAAGUAACACAGAGCUACAGCUGAAAGGUGAUAUGGCAGAUGGAGAGAAAGAAGAAAGACAGGAUGAAUUGGAAAGGCUAAUGCGUGAGAGAGAAUACAUUCAGGAAGAUCAAAAUGCUCUUGAAGAAAAGCAUUCAUUAAUAAAAAAGGAAUUGAUAGCUAUGAGAGAAUCAUUGGAAAAAUCUCAUCUUGAUGGAGAACUGAUGAAGAAAUAUGAAAAAUAUGAACUUGCUUUAGCUUUAGAGCAGGCUGAAGAGUCUCUUGCAAAGCUCACCAGUGGGCACAAUAGGCUGAAGGCAGAAACUGCUAACCUUCAUGAUACAGUUACAAAGAUGAGUGCCCUUAAUGAAGCACUAGCACUGGAUAAAGUGAGUUUAAAUCAACUAAUUUUCAAGUUAGAACAAGAAAAUCAGACACUCUUGGACAAAGUAGAUUACAUGGAAAGGAGAUGGGCUUCCUUGCAAAAGCAGCUUAACCAGGCAGAAAGAACAAAUGAAGAAUUAAGUGCAGAGAAGUGUCGUUUGGAACAGUUGCUGUAUGAGGCCGAGGAGCUGCAGGAAAGCUCACGGAACGAAUUGAAAAUAUUAACAGGUGAAAAGGAAGAGGCAAAUGAGAAGCUGAGUCAAGUACAACAUCAGAAUGAAAUAUAUCAAACUAGUUUGGAACAAGCAAAUCAAGAGCUAAUUCAUACAGGGGAAAUACUGUCCAAGGCUUCUAGAGAAAAGGAAUCGCUAAUGCGUGAAAAAACUGCUUUGGAAGUACGACUAAAAGUUGUUGAGAGAGACAGACUGACUCUUACAGAGCAGGUGUCAAAAUUUAGGUCAGGAAAGGAUCUCUUGGAAUCAAAUUUCUUCCAGGCUCAACAGCAAUUAUCUGAAUUAAACAUUACCCGAGAUCAACUGGAAAUGAAAAUGCAGACAAUUAGCCAGGCCAAAGAAGUGAUACAAGGAGAAGUGAAAUGUCUUAGGGCUGAGCUGGAAGCUGCAAAAUCAAAAAUUGAAGAAGAGAAAGAAGAAAAAGCACAGCAGCUAUCACAGAUAGAACAGAAGCACCAAGAAAACCUCAGCCACUGCUACGCUGUACAUAAAGAAGAAAUGGACAUACUCUCUCAGAAGCUGAGAAAUGAACGUGAACGUCACCGAAUAGAAUUAGAACAUGUUGUCAAGGAGAAAGAAGAGCUUGAAAGUGUCUAUGAAAGGAAGCUGUUGGAACUGCAGCAGAUCAUCACUGAAAUUCAAACCCAUAUGGAAGAUGAGCUCAUUAAAGCUGAAAAUGCCAAACAAGAGGCUCUUCUAGAAAAAGAGAAUGAAAAGAAAUUGUUACGAGAGGAAAUCUUCCAAACAAAUGAGAAACUUGCUAAUACUUCUCAGAAGCUGGAGUGUCUCCAUCAGGAGAUGAAAAAACUUGAAAAGAGGGAACAGAGUAAUGUACAACUUCUGAAAGCUGAGCUGAGAGAUAGCACAAAUACAAUGAAAACAUUGAAAAUAAAGCAGAAGGAGGAAAUUAAAUCUCUCAAAGAAGAAAGAAAUCUCCUACUUUAUCAGCGAAACAGUUUACAAAAUCAGAUACAAGAGUUGGAGCUUCAGCUGCUGACUGCAAAAGAUUCUUCCAAACUGUUUGACCAAGAAGCUCAGCAGCAUUUAAGAGAAAAGCAAGAAUUGUCUGAACGGAAAGAGCUCGAAGUGUCACAACUACAAAAGAUACUAGAAGGAGAGAGAAGACAGAGAGAGGAGGUCGUACAGCAGAACAUUAAGUGGCAGAGACAGAAGGAAGAGUUGGAACAAAAAAACACAGAACUGACAGCCAUGCUGCAAAGCAAGUGGGAGACUGAAAAACACCUAAACAACAAGCUACUAAGAAAGCAAGAAGAGUUAGAGCACCACCAGACCACUCUUCAAGCCUUGGAGAGAAAGCAGAGUCAGUGGGAAAAGGCAGAGCUUCAGAAUUCUGAGCUCCAAAGGCAAUGGGAAGAGGCAAAAUCUCAAGUUAAACUGCUGCAGAAUCAGAAAAGGGAGACAGAACUUCAGAACAGAAAUCUGCAGCAACAGAAAGAGGAGGUGGAACUGAAGAAUGCCAAACUGAAAGCUGUACUCCAAAGGCAGCAGGAGGAGGCAGAGCACGAAAGCGCCCUGCUUCAGAGCCAUUGGGAAGAGGCACAAAAACGCUGUUCAGAGUUGCAGAAUUGGAAAGAAAAAGUUGAAUAUCAGAAUGCCGAAUUUCAGGCCCUUCUUCAUAAGAAGCAAGAAGAAAUGGAAAAUAAGGAUAUCUGUAUGAAGAAAGAACAAAACCAGAAUUUGGAGCUUAAGGCAACAUUGGAAAGCCUAGAGCAGGAACGAGCUAGCCUGAUUCUCUCAUUGGAGGAGAAGGAGUUCAGACUCAAGAAACUGCAAGAGAGGGACGAUGCUCAUCAGGAUGAAAUCACCAAAUUGAAUAGUGCCCUAAAUCAGGCAGAAAAGAUGCUUGCUGAGCAGAAACAAGAAGUGCAGGAAUUCAUUAGCCAGAAGAACUCACUCAAGCAGAUGAUGGUACAGAAGGAGGCAACUUUAAUAGCUCAUGAGGAACAGCUGACUCAAGAUCUGGAAGUUUCCCAUGCAAAUGAGCAACAUGCCAAAGACACCAUACAAAAGCUGGAGGCUGAAGUGUCUCAGUUACGCUUAAGCUUAAGUAGCACAGAGAGUAGAGCAGAGGCACUGGAAUCUGAAUGUCAGCGAGUUUGUUCAGUUCAUUGGGAGGCUCAAACUCAGCUGAUAAAACUACAGUCAGUACUUCACUACAUGCUGUGUAACAGUCCUGAGCCAAAACUUAGAGGGCAAGGAGACCGAGACAUUGGGAAGUCAUCAUUCCUUAAUAGAGAACAGGAUAAUUUGAAAGAACUGGCUUUGUCUCAACCUAAGGACAGCUCCACAGAGCUUACAGCGGAGAGAGUAGCAGAAGCACUUCAAAACUUGAGGCAAGAUCUCUGGCGUGCUCACCUUCAAACUGAAUUGAAAAAGUUGGAAGAUGAAGCAAGGAAGACUUCUGAGAAGUUGAAACAAGAACUGAGUGAGAAGGAAACAGAAAGGAUACGCAUUAAUGCCAAAGCCGAAGAGCUACAAAAGUGGCUGGACCAGUGCCAAGAAGAAAAAUAUGUAGUUGAAGGCAGACGCAGCUCCCUAGAGUCUGCCUUAAAGUUAGAAGUCAUUGCUUUCAAGGAAGAGAAUGUGACUCUAUGUGAAAAGGUGACCAGUUUGGAAACGAAACUUGAAAACACAGAGAAACAAAGAAAAGGCUUGGUGAGUAAUGUACAACUUCUGGAAGCUGAGCUGAAAGAUAGCACAAAUACAAUGAAAACAUUGAAAAUAAAGCAGAAGGAGGAAAUUAAAUCUCUCAAAGAAGAAAGAAAUCUCCUACUUUAUCAGCGAAACAGUUUACAAAAUCAGAUGCAAGAGUUGGAGCUUCAGCUGCUGACUGCAAAAGAUUCUUCCAUACUGUUUGAUCAACAGGCUCAGCAGCAUUUAAGAGAAAAGCAAGAAUUGUCUGAACGGAAAGAGCUUGAAGUGUCACAACUACAAAAGAUACUAGAAGGAGAGAGAAGACAGAGAGAGGAGGUCGUACAGCAGAACAUUAAGUGGCAGAGACAGAAGGAAGAGUUGGAACAAAAAAACACAGAACUGACAGCCAUGCUGCAAAGCAAGUGGGAGACUGAAAAACACCUAAACAACAAGCUACUAAGAAAGCAAGAAGAGUUAGAGCACCACCAGACCACUCUUCAAGCCUUGGAGAGAAAGCAGAGUCAGUGGGAAAAGGCAGAGCUUCAGAAUUCUGAGCUCCAAAGGCAAUGGGAAGAGGCAAAAUCUCAAGUUAAACUGCUGCAGAAUCAGAAAAGGGAGACAGAACUUCAGAACAGAAAUCUGCAGCAACAGAAAGAGGAGGUGGAACUGAAGAAUGCCAAACUGAAAGCUGUACUCCAAAGGCAGCAGGAGGAGGCAGAGCACGAAAGCGCCCUGCUUCAGAGCCAUUGGGAAGAGGCACAAAAACGCUGUUCAGAGUUGCAGAAUUGGAAAGAAAAAGUUGAAUAUCAGAAUGCCGAAUUUCAGGCCCUUCUUCGUAACAAGGAAGAAGAAAUGGAAAAUAAGGAUAUCUGUAUGAAAAAAGAACAAAACCAGAAUUUGGAGCUUAAGGCAACAUUGGAAAGCCUAGAGCAGGAACGAGCUAGUGGCGUAAAUCAGGCAGAAAAGAUCCUUGCAGAGCAGAAACAAGAAGUGCAGGAAAUCAUUAGCCAGAAGAACUCACACAAGCAGAUGAUGGUACAGAAGGAGGCAACUUUGAUAGCUCAUGAGGAACAGCUAACUCAAGAUCUGGAAGUUUCCCAUGCGAAUGAGCAACAUGCCAAAGACACCAUACAAAAGCUGGAGGCCCAUGUGUUGGGGUUGAAAUUUUUUUGGCAGGAUGAAGCAAGGAAGACUUCUGAGAAGUUGAAACAAGAACUUAGUGAGAAGGAAACAGAAAGGAUACACAUUAAUGCCAAAGCCGAAGAGCUGCAAAAGUGGCUGGACCAGUGCCAAGAAGAAAAACAUGUAGUUGAAGGCAGACGCAGCUCCCUAGAGUCUGCCUUAAAGUUAGAAGUCAUUGCUUUCAAGGAAGAGAAUGUGACUCUAUGUGAAAAGGUGACCAGUUUGGAAACGAAACUUGAAAACACAGAGAAACAAAGAAAAGGCUUGGUGAAUGAGCGGAGCACAUUACAAAUGACCAAAGAAAAGCUCACACGGGAGUUGGAGCUUCUUCAGGAAUCGGUCAAAGUUUCAGAACAUCGAGCAAGUGCCCUGGAAAAGAUGAAUGAAUCCCUGGAGCAAGAGCUUCAAACAGCUCUCUCCACUCUCAGAAAUAAACAGGAGGAAAGUGAGACUCAUCAAAAGAGAUUUGUGGCUUCACAGAAAGAGGUAGAGGUAAAAAGAGCACUUCGGGAAAUUGUGGAUCAGCUCAAUGUUAUUUUAGAAAAGAGAAAUGAAGAAAUAAAAGACCAGCUAGAGCAGGUUAAGGAUUUAGAGAAUCACAGAGAAAUGCAAACAGCUGCCUUAGAGUAUCUCACUAAAAAUCUUGAAAACAGAAGCAUGUUUGUAAGGAUUUUAUUUCUUUUUCUUUGUCAUGAAGGGAAUACCUAUUGGUUUAUUUGUUCAUCUGGAAGCUCUGCAUUAUCAUCUAUCUCCUUUAGCAUUCCUGAACUGUACUGGAUAUCUUCAAGCUUGUACAAAGAGCUUUCUCAUGCUUUCCCCCUUGUUCUUCCCAUUCUUGAAGUAGCUGUUUUUGAGAUGCAAGUUCCCAAUCUUUUUCAUUCAUCUUUAUUUUCAGGUCUUCUAGAUCUUUCAGCAAAGCCCCAAUUUAUGGAAGAAGAGAACAGACUAAACAGCAUGAAAAUACAGAGGGGCAUUUUGUUGCCAGAUGACCAAAUAACAGUAUUACAUCAGCAGAUGAUGGAAAAGUGUGCAUCCUAUCGGCAGAAAUUGCAAAGUUCCCAUGAAGCACAACAACAUCAGGCAAUACUUGUUCGAAAGCUGCAGGCAAAGGUUUUGAAAUAUCGAAAUUGGUGCAAAGAAUUAGAAAAUCGUCUGGAAUCCAACAGUGAUUCUCAUCUACAUCUACGGGAUCACAAAGUGGAACAGAAUCUAGAAAAUGUUUUGGUUCAUUUGGAAGAAGAACAACAGAGAUGUGAGAAUUUGGGUAGAGUUAAUAUCUUGCUUCGGAAACACUUGGACAAAGCCAAUGAAGUGAAUGGGGCACUCCAGGAAGAUAUCAAUAAAUUGACAGAUGAUUGGACAAGAGCCAAAACUGAAUUAGAGCACAAAGAGAGUGACUGGCGCAAAGAACGGGAGCUGUUUGAACACUAUAGGCAAUCCGAACAUGAUCGUAUCCUUGGCAUUUGGCGGCAAGUGGUAACAUUACGUCGGCAUUUUUUGGAAAUGAAGACCGCAACCGACAGGGAUCUGUCUGAAAUAAAAGCUGACCAAGUGAGGCUUUACGGCUCUGUAUUGAUCAAUUGUUUCCAUGUGAGCUCGCAUGCACAGUUUUGGGAGACCAAAAAUUUGGAACAGUCAGUCCUAAGAUGCCAGCUGCAGGAACGGCAACAACUUGGUAAAAAAUUGGAGAAAAUAGAUGUGGAGAAAGAAAAACACCAGCAAGCAAAAAAAAUUAUAACAUCACAGGUCAAAGGAGAUUUUUCAGAGGAAGAUCUUCAGAGCAGAGUGCUGGAGUUGACUGCUUUGCUUGAAGAGUCUCAUCAGCAGAAUGAAGAUAAGGAGAAGACGGUGAAGGCUCUAAGAGAGAUGGUGGAAAUUCUGAAGGCUAAUAAUUUGAAGAUAGAUUGUGACCAAAAACCAAGCAAAGAUAUCAGUGAAGAGAUAUUUUCUCUGCAACAUGUAUUGACAGAAAUUACCCAGGCACUUAUUAGUGAGAAUGAUGCAACAACUGGCAUCAGGCAAGUUGAAAAGUUUGCUGACCCUUGUGGUAUCAUGGAACUGAAUACUGGUGAUUCAGAUGUGACCCUCCUUCUUUUACGUGAUGUGCUUGCUGGGAGAAGAAAUCAAGUAGAGCAAUUGAGGCAACAGCUAUUGGAAAGUCAAGAUUCUGCCACUGCUUUGGAAAAGCAACAAAAGCAGCAGGAAGAGCAGUGCAGCUUCCUAAGAGAUAAGGUAGAAAGAUUAGAAGGAGAACGAGACACAUAUGCAAGCCAGCUUCAGCAUUUACAAUCUGUACUGGAGACUUACCGUAGUGACCAUGAAACCCUGGACAAAUCUAGAAUGGAACUGCAGCAACAGCUGGAAAUUUUGGAACAGGAGGCCCAGCAUUUACGCCAAAGUAACACAGAGCUACAGCUGAAAGGUGAUAUGGCAGAUGGAGAGAAAGAAGAAAGACAGGAUGAAUUGGAAAGGCUAAUGCGUGAGAGAGAAUACAUUCAGGAAGAUCAAAAUGCUCUUGAAGAAAAGCAUUCAUUAAUAAAAAAGGAAUUGAUAGCUAUGAGAGAAUCAUUGGAAAAAUCUCAUCUUGAUGGAGAACUGAUGAAGCAAGAAAAAUAUGAACUUGCUUUAGCUUUAGAGCAGGCUGAAGAGUCUCUUGCAAAGCUCACCAGUGGGCACAAUAGGCUGAAGGCAGAAACUGCUAACCUUCAUGAUACAGUUACAAAGAUGAGUGCCCUUAAUGAAGCACUAGCACUGGAUAAAGUGAGUUUAAAUCAACUAAUUUUCAAGUUAGAACAAGAAAACCAGACACUCUUGGACAAAGUAGAUUACAUGGAAAGGAGAUGGGCUUCCUUGCAAAAGCAGCUUAACCAGGCAGAAAGAACAAAUGAAGAAUUAAGUGCAGAGAAGUGUCGUUUGGAACAGUUGCUGUAUGAGGCCGAGGAGCUGCAGGAAAGCUUACGGAACGAAUUGAAAAUAUUAACAGGUGAAAAGGAAGAGGCAAAUGAGAAGCUGAGUCAAGUACAACAUCAGAAUGAAAUAUAUCAAACUAGUUUGGAACAAGCAAAUCAAGAGCUAAUUCAUACAGGGGAAAUGCUGUCCAAGGCUUCUAGAGAAAAGGAAUUGCUAAUGCGUGAAAAAACUGCUUUGGAAGUACGACUAAAAGUUGUUGAGAGAGACAGACUGACUCUUACAGAGCAGGUGUCAAAAUUUAGGUCAGGAAAGGAUCUCUUGGAAUCAAAUUUCUUCCAGGCUCAACAGCAAUUAUCUGAAUUAAACAUUACCCGAGAUCAACUGGAAAUGAAAAUGCAGACAAUUAGCCAGGCCAAAGAAGUGAUACAAGGAGAAGUGAAAUGUCUUAGGGCUGAGCUGGAAGCUGCAAAAUCAAAAAUUGAAGAAGAGAAAGAAGAAAAAGCACAGCAGCUAUCACAGAUAGAACAGAAGCACCAAGAAACCCUCAGCCACUGCUACGCUGUACAUAAAGAAGAAAUGGACAUACUCUCUCAGAAGCUGAGAAAUGAACGUGAACGUCACCGAAUAGAAUUAGAACAUGUUGUCAAGGAGAAAGAAGAGCUUGAAAGUGUCUAUGAAAGGAAGCUGUUGGAACUGCAGGAGAUCAUCACUGAAAUUCAAACCCAUAUGGAAGAUGAGCUCAUUAAAGCUGAAAAUGCCAAACAAGAGGCUCUUCUAGAAAAAGAGAAUGAAAAGAAAUUGUUACGAGAGGAAAUCUUCCAAACAAAUGAGAAACUUGCUAAUACUUCUCAGAAGCUGGAGUGUCUCCAUCAGGAGAUGAAAAAACUUGAAAUGAGGGAACAGAGUAAUGUACAACUUCUGGAAGCUGAGCUGAAAGAUAGCACAAAUACAAUGAAAACAUUGAAAAUAAAGCAGAAGGAGGAAAUUAAAUCUCUCAAAGAAGAAAGAAAUCUCCUACUUAAUCAGCGAAACAGUUUACAAAAUCAGAUGCAAGAGUUGGAGCUUCAGCUGCUGACUGCAAAAGAUUCUUCCAUACUGUUUGAUCAAGAGGCUCAGCAGCAUUUAAGAGAAAAGCAAGAAUUGUCUGAACGGAAAGAGCUUGAAGUGUCACAACUACAAAAGAUACUAGAAGGAGAGAGAAGACAGAGAGAGGAGGUCGUACAGCAGAACAUUAAGUGGCAGAGACAGAAGGAAGAGUUGGAACAAAAAAACACAGAACUGACAGCCAUGCUGCAAAGCAAGUGGGAGACUGAAAAACACCUAAACAACAAGCUACUAAGAAAGCAAGAAGAGUUAGAGCACCACCAGACCACUCUUCAAGCCUUGGAGAGAAAGCAGAGUCAGUGGGAAAAGGCAGAGCUUCAGAAUUCUGAGCUCCAAAGGCAAUGGGAAGAGGCAAAAUCUCAAGUUAAACUGCUGCAGAAUCAGAAAAGGGAGACAGAACUUCAGAACAGAAAUCUGCAGCAACAGAAAGAGGAGGUGGAACUGAAGAAUGCCAAACUGAAAGCUGUACUCCAAAGGCAGCAGGAGGAGGCAGAGCACGAAAGCGCCCUGCUUCAGAGCCAUUGGGAAGAGGCACAAAAACGCUGUUCAGAGUUGCAGAAUUGGAAAGAAAAAGUUGAAUAUCAGAAUGCAGAAUUUCAGGCCCUUCUUCAUAAGAAGCAAGAAGAAAUGGAAAAUAAGGAUAUCUGUAUGAAGAAAGAACAAAACCAGAAUUUGGAGCUUAAGGCAACAUUGGAAAGCCUAGAGCAGGAACGAGCUAGCCUGAUUCUCUCAUUGGAGGAGAAGGAGUUCAGACUCAAGAAACUGCAAGAGAGGGACGAUGCUCAUCAGGAUGAAAUCACCAAAUUGAAUAGUGCCCUAAAUCAGGCAGAAAAGAUGCUUGCUGAGCAGAAACAAGAAGUGCAGGAAUUCAUUAGCCAGAAGAACUCACUCAAGCAGAUGAUGGUACAGAAGGAGGCAACUUUAAUAGCUCAUGAGGAACAGCUGACUCAAGAUCUGGAAGUUUCCCAUGCAAAUGAGCAACAUGCCAAAGACACCAUACAAAAGCUGGAGGCUGAAGUGUCUCAGUUACGCUUAAGCUUAAGUAGCACAGAGAGUAGAGCAGAGGCACUGGAAUCUGAAUGUCAGCGAGUUUGUUCAGUUCAUUGGGAGGCUCAAGCUCAGCUGAUAAAACUACAGUCAGUACUUCACUACAUGCUGUGUAACAGUCCUGAGCCAAAACUUAGAGGGCAAGGAGACCGAGACAUUGGGAAGUCAUCAUUCCUUAAUAGAGAACAGGAUAAUUUGAAAGAACUGGCUUUGUCUCAACCUAAGGACAGCUCCACAGAGCUUACAGCCGAGAGAGUAGCAGAAGCACUUCAAAACUUGAGGCAAGAUCUCUGGCGGGCUCACCUUCAACUGGAUGAAGCAAGGAAGACUUCUGAGAAGUUGAAACAAGAACUUAGUGAGAAGGAAACAGAAAGGAUACGCAUUAAUGCCAAAGCCGAAGAACUGCAAAAGUGGCUGGACCAGUGCCAAGAAGAAAAAUAUGUAGUUGAAGGCAGACGCAGCUCCCUAGAGUCUGCCUUAAAGUUAGAAGUCAUUGCUUUCAAGGAAGAGAAUGUGACUCUAUGUGAAAAGGUGACCAGUUUGGAAACGAAACUUGAAAACACAGAGAAACAAAGAAAAGGCUUGGUGAAUGAGCGGAGCACAUUACAAAUGACCAAAGAAAAGCUCACACGGGAGUUGGAGCUUCUUCAGGAAUCGGUCAAAGUUUCAGAACAUCGAGCAAGUGCCCUGGAAAAGAUGAAUGAAUCCCUGGAGCAAGAGCUUCAAACAGCUCUCUCCACUCUCAGAAAUAAACAGGAGGAAAGUGAGACUCAUCAAAAGAGAUUUGUGGCUUUGCAGAAAGAGGUAGAGGUAGGGAGAACACUUCAGGAAAUUGUGGAUCAGCUCAAUGUUACUUUAGAAAAGAGAAAUGAAGAAAUAAAAGACCAGCUAGAGCAGGUUAAGGAUUUAGAGAAUCACAGAGAAAUGCAAACAGCUGCCUUAGAGCAUCUCACUAAAAAUCUAGAAAAUAGAAGCAAAGAAAUUGACUCCCAAAAAAUGCAGAUUGAAGAAAUGACAAUACAAGAUAAGACACAAAAAGCCAAUCUCAGGAAAUUAAAUCUAGAUCUAGAAGAGACCGUUCAGACUUUGAAAUUCCAAGAAGAAAAGCUUCAAAAACUACAAGAGUUAUCAGAAGGCCAAAAAACAAUAAUUGAAAGCCUAUCUCUGAAUUUGGAGGAAAAAAUCAAGGAAACUAACAUCAAAGAGGAGAAAAUUCAGAUUAUAGAACAUAAUGAAUCAGCACAAAUUGGGGCUUUGCUGAAAGAUCUAGAAGACCUGAAAAUAAAGAUGAAUGAAAAAGAUUGGGAACUUGCAUCUCAAAAACAGCUACUUCAAGAAUGGGAAGAACAAGGGGAAAAGCGUGAGAAAGCUCUUUGUACAAGCCUAGAACAUAUGAAAGCCAUUAUUAAGGACAAAGAAAGGGAAAUAGAUUCCCAGAGGGAACAGAUAUCAAAUUUCCAAUGGCUUGAAGCUCAGAAAGAAGAGCAUGUCAGUGAGCUUUCUGAGAAGCAGAAGCAAAUGACAUUGACUUUGACCCAAAGAGAACAAGAGCUCAAGGCAAAAGAAAACCAAAUGAAAGAAAUGAAAGAAGAAAUGGAAAUAGAAAGAAUGGCUUUUCAUGAACAUAGAGCAAAGACACAGGCAACUUUGGAGGAAAAGAACAGAGAAUGGGAGUUCCAAAGGAAGCAUGAAGAAGAAACAAAAAGCCAGAUAAUAGUCCUACUGGAAGAUAUCCAGUACAGUUCAGGAAUGCUAAAGGAGAGAGAUGAUAAUGCAGAGCUUCCAGAUGAACAAAUAAACCAACUGAAAAAACAAAAACUACAAGAAACUACUUUUGGUAUGCUGGGACAACUCAAAAUAUUCUUUAAGAGGCGACAAGAAGAAAUUGAGUCCCUGAAAAAGCAAAAUGAAAAGAAUACAGAAGAGAAUGUAAGGGUAAUAAAAGGAUUGCAAGCAGAACUCCAACAAGCAAAACAAGCUUUAAAAAAUGGAGAAUGGCACAUCAAAUAUUUAAAGAACAACCUCCAGCAAGUUCAACAACAGGAGGCACAGACAAAAUUUAUCUUGGAUAAACUGCAUCUUACUAGGUCUUCCCUCCACGACAAAGAAAAGGAAAUAAAAUCCUUACAAACACGUAUCAAGGAACUCUCAAAACAGAAAGAGGAAGUACAGCAUACUGUUUUAAGUCUACAGCAGGAUCUGGAUACGAUUAACCGGUUGUAUGCAGAGAAAGAAGAAGAACUAGCUAAAAGCAAGGUUAUUAAGGAAAAGGACCAGUGCUUGCAAUGGCAGAAGGAAAAGAUCGAACAUUUGGAAAAUGAGAAAAUAAUAAACAAACAAGAAUUGAAUCAUAUGAUAGCUGUUCUAAAACAGACAGAGAGUGGUGAGAUAGAAUGGAAGCAGAAGGCCCAGAGGUUGGAUUUGACCCUUGCCCGAAGUGAAGAGGCUAUGAGAAUUUUAAAGGAGGAAAUGGCUGUUACACAGAGCAUGGUUUCAGAAAGGGACGUGGAUAGAUUUCAUCUCCAGGAACAACUGGAUACAGCUUUUAAAACUCUGAAGGAGGCAAGGUUCAUUAUUGAAACUGUGGUGGGAGUUUCUGAUCUGCUUUGCAGUGAAAAUGAUAUACCAGGGGUACAGCAUAAUGAGGCCGGAAAGGCUUUGAAAAAAGAGGGAGAGCUGACAUGGACGGCUGAAAAACGACUCUUGUAUAAACCUUUACAACUUCUCCAGCAAGCUGUGGUCAGAUUGGAGAAUGAGAAAUAUGGUUUAGAAAAGCACAAUGCUCAAUUGAGAGGUGCAUUGCAAGAGGUGGAACAUGAACGAAGAAAACUGAAAAGAAGUCAUAAAGACUUUUCUAAAGAAUCCCAGAUUCUCCAAAAGCAACUGGCAGAGUUACAAAAACAGGUUGUUGUUCUACAAUCACAGCUAUCACUGGAACGGAAGCAGAAGCAGAAUUAUAUCAUCAGCUGUACUAAAACAAAUCAGGAGCUUUCAGAUUUGCAUCAAGAGCUUGUAAACUCUUUAGCUGUUGUGGCUAGGAAACCUGAGGCAACUGUUUUGGAAUCAGAGACUCGCAGGCUUGAUGAAACCUUGAAUAAUAGUUUCACAUUUGGAACUGUAGGCUCAGACAGGGUCUUAUCUGGAAAACAUCUACCAAGCUCAACACCCAAAAGUGUUCAUCAGAAGCCCACAAGGUAGCAUAAAAGCGGCAAAAGCAAGAAAUUACAGAGGCUCCAGCACAAGCAGAGUUUUAGAAGUUGUUGAUAUGAUGGAUCCUUUCUCGUAUUCAGCUCGCCUUGAUUUCCAGGGUCUCUCUGCCUGUUUUGAUCCUUCAGAAUAUAAUUCCAGAUUCUUUGGAAUCAGUGAAGAUCAUUUCAGUACAGCCUAAGAAAAAACAAAAGUAGUUGAAAGGCUGAGUAUUAAGUGGCUGAAGGUACGCAAUGUGAAAAUCUUUGGACAUAACAAAAUUCAAAGCCAGCAUAUGAGAACUAAAUAAAGAAAUGACUCUCUGCAACCAUUUUUGAUAAGAAGAAUGGAAGUUCAUUCCAGGAAAUGAG
Messenger RNA from Thamnophis elegans (Western terrestrial garter snake), 14680 nucleotides. RefSeq names its product centrosome-associated protein CEP250-like. NCBI's taxonomy places the organism in Eukaryota, Metazoa, Chordata, Lepidosauria, Squamata, Natricidae. Gene Ontology annotation, biological process: cilium assembly. The coding region runs from base 162 to 14321 and encodes 4719 amino acids. The transcript has 69 exons. The record is from RefSeq and is a predicted model, not a curated record.